GAGGCGAGAUGCUGAUUCCAUCGCGGCGUCGGGACACCUGUUUCAACAUUCCCGUCGUCUUCGUCCUCGUCGUCGUCGUCUAUGAAACGGAUCGGCUGCGAAGGAGCGUACCUUCGUGUAAGAGGAGAAAGUGGGGAAGCAGGAGCAACAGCAGCGGAAGCAGGGAGACAAGCGAGAGAGAGAGAGGGGGAAGUGAUUGCAAAAGCGGGAGAAGGGAGAAAGUGGACUCACUUCCACUAGGGUACCCCACAUAUCCUUCGAGUUCUCUGCCCUAACUGGACCACCACCUCGGAGCCAACGCUGCUGGGAAAUGUGGAUGCAACCCGACGCCCAAGUCUUGUGGCGGUAUCGCUUGCUUUGUGGAUGAUGUUGGUAGCAGCAACAGUAUCAGCAGGGGCAGCAGUAUCAGCAGCAGCAGCAGCGCCAUAGCUACAGUUACAGCCGCGGCGACGCCAGCAGAAGCUGUUCCAUUUUUGUUCCUGGUGUAGAGCAUUGCGCUCGUUCCCCUCACCUUGUGUUGUGUUGUGCCGUGCGGUGCGACUCAGCCUGCGCAAGCCUUAGUGCGCUUCCGACUGGUUCGCACGCGAGUGUUGUGAUUGCGGGGGCAGGAGCGGCUCCUAGGGGGGUAGUACGAUCUCUGCAGACCAAAUCUGUGUCAUCUCUCUUCUCUGUGAAGCAAAUACAUUAUGAGGCAUCCUAUCAGGCAUUUGCAAGCGCCUAGUGUGAACGCCAAGAUGACGGAGCCUUCGAAAGUGCUUCAUAUACGAAACGUGGGUCCUGAAGUAGCAGAGAGCGACCUCCUCCAGCUUGCUCAAUCGUUUGGAGUGGUGCAGAAAGUGGUUAUGCUUCGUGCAAAAAAUCAGGCGUUGUUGCAGAUGCAGGACGUUCCAUCUGCUAUUAAUGUAAUGCAGUAUUAUACUACUGUUCAACCCAGCGUACGGGGCAGAAACGUGUAUAUGCAGUUCUCAUCUCAUAAAGAGCUCACUACUCCCGAUCAAAAUGGACAAACAAGGCGGUUACCUGCAGAGCAGGAACUGCUGCCCAAUCGAAUUCUUUUAAUUACCAUACACAACCCGCUCUAUCCUAUCACCGUGGAUGUGCUGCACCAAGUGUUUUCCCCUCAUGGCUUUGUCGAGAAGAUCGUCACCUUCACAAAGUCAGCUGGCCUCCAAGCUUUGCUGCAGUAUGCAUCGCAGCCUAGUGCAGUCCAGGCCAGGACAACUUUGCAAGGGCGCAAUAUCUACGAUGGGUGCUGUACGCUAGAUAUACAGUAUUCCAACUUGCAGGAGCUGCAGGUGAACUAUAACAACGAGCGGACGAGGGAUUUCACGAACGCAGCUUUGCCGUCGGAGCAGUCGCGACCAGGGAAUUCUGGGAAUAAUAUAAUGGGGGUUUCAUUGCUGCAGUCUUCACUCUUUGGAGAGGGUGGGCACAUGUACAACAUGGGGACUGGUGGGCCAAGGCCUGGGGGAUUUCAGCAGUCAGGGGGUCAUCCGGCACUAGGCAUGAAUUCAUACGGCCAGGUUGCCAUGGGAGGUGCAUCUGCGGCUGCUGCGGCAUUUGGUGGUGUGCUUCCUCCGGGUAUUACAGGCACUAACGACAGAAGCACACUGCUCGUCUCGAACCUUGUACCAGAGAAAAUCGACGCUGACAGACUCUUCAACUUGUUUUCGAACUACGGGAAUAUCGUCCGUAUCAAGAUUCUCCAUAACAAGCCAGACCAUGCUCUGAUCCAGAUGGGAGAUGGAUUUCAAGCGGAGCUGGCUUUCAACUACCUGAAGGGCGUGACACUGUUCGGAAAGCGCAUGGAUGUCAACUUCUCGAAGCACGCGCAGAUCAACCCGUCACCAGACACUAGCGAUUUCUCAUCGUCUCCUCUGAACCGGUUUAAUCGAAAUGCUGCCAAAAACUAUCGGUAUUGUUGUGCACCUACGAAGAUGAUCCAUGUGUCGAGUUUGCCAGCAGAUAUUGCCUUGGAAGACAUCACGAGUCACCUCUCUGCGCAUGGGACAGUUGUGAACGCAAAGAUAUUUGAGUCGAACGGGAAGAAGCAGGCUUUGGUGCUGUUUGAGAGCGAGGAACAGGCAACAGAGGCGCUUGUAUGCAAACAUGCGACCCAACUGCAGAGCAACACCAUCCGGCUUGCCUUUUCAAAGUUAGCUUCAGUGUAGUUGUAAUUUAGCGUAGUUUAGUUGAUGGGUAGGCAUCGUAGAGCUUUGGGCACAAUUUUGUAGUUUGGAAGAGUAUCUGCGAAAUCGGUUACGUAUGAUUGUAAUUGAAUGACAUAUACUGUAAUGACCUAUUGUAUGCGAAUAGGAUUGAGCAACAGGAGAUGGUCCUUCCGUCUUCCAUGCCUGCUGAGACAGUUUUGUCAAUGUAUAGCCAUCCCACCUGC
This is a messenger RNA of Physcomitrium patens, 2395 nucleotides long. Its product is annotated as polypyrimidine tract-binding protein homolog 3. NCBI's taxonomy places the organism in Eukaryota, Viridiplantae, Streptophyta, Bryopsida, Funariales, Funariaceae. The record is from RefSeq and is a predicted model, not a curated record. Gene Ontology annotation, biological process: mRNA processing. Gene Ontology annotation, molecular function: RNA binding. Gene Ontology annotation, cellular component: nucleus.